Molecule: messenger RNA, 3825 nt
Organism: Symbiodinium pilosum
Lineage: Eukaryota; Dinophyceae; Suessiales; Symbiodiniaceae
Source: the annotation of a GenBank genome assembly
GAGCUGGCCCUGAAAUUCUUGGAUGCCUUGGAUGCCUUGGGGCUUCCCAAGUUCCCUUCCUACGGAGCGCACUCCUAUUUUGGCCGCUUCGCCAGAUGGGCCCUGAGGGAGUUCUUGUCCGAAGCAGCGUCCGCUGUUGAUCAGGCCACAGCAACACCAGCGCACAUUCUCGAAAGGCUGGGGGUGUGUAUCCCGCUGAUGGAGGCAGCUCCGUCCGAAAAGAGCCCUUCACACGUGAUGCUGAGCCCUGGUGCCGGGCUGCUGCCUGCUGGCCACGGUUUUCAGCGCGGCGACUGGUUGCUGGUCACGUUCCCUCCGACAGGGACUCCAGGCAUCAGUGUCACCACACGUGGCGACGUGAGCGUGGAAGCAGAGGUUGUGAACAUCAUCCCGCCCCCCGGACAAGGGAUACUGGUCAGGAUGGUGGGCGAGCUCGGCAAGAACGCAGGGGAAAAGUUCAACAAGAAGACCUGCAGAGUCGAUCGUGUGGCCAACCACGUCACCUUGGGCCGUCAGCUGAACGCCCUGAUCACCCUUGGCGGAGCCACGCACGAUGAAAAGAAGAAGCCUGAGCCAGAGGGCGGCAAGAAAGGAAAGAAGGGAAAGAGCAAGGAGUCCAACUCGCCGGCCUGGCUGAAGGAGGUGCUGCUGGCCGCAGACAAUGGGCUGAUGGGAAGGGAAGCUGGCCUCGCCAAGGUGGAGUUUCAGGGAGCCGGCAUCUCCCACCACUCCCCCCUGGUCAAGGAAUGCAAUGACUCCCAGAGGGAGGCUCUCUUGGCAGCUGGCUGCAGGCGGCUCACUCUCAUCCAGGGUCCACCGGGAGCCGGGAAGACCACCACCGCGCUGCUGCUGGUCCGCGGCUGGACGGCUGCGCGGCGUGGGCCAGUGCUUUGCUGCGCUGAUAGCAACAUUGCUGUGGACAAUCUGACCGCAGGCUGCGCCAAAGCUGGGUUGAAGGUCGUGCGGAUUGGCCGACCUGAAGCGACCCGCUAUGACCUUGAGAAGUACAACCUCCUUGAAAUGGUGAAGGAUGCCAAAGCGCAGGAUCCCAACGCCGAGGACAGGGGUCACUUUGCUCACCAGAGGGCCAUCCUGGAGGAUGCAGAGGUGGUUUGCAGUACUUGUGCUGGUGCAGACCAUCCAGUCCUACAGGGCAAGGACUUUGGUUGCGUGCUAAUUGAUGAAGCUGGCCAGACAACUGAACUGGCGGUGCUGGUCCCCUUAAUGAAGAUGAGGGCGGACGGUGUGGUGACUCUUGUGGGUGACCACCGACAGCUCCCCCCAACCAUCAGCAACGUUGAUGUAGAUGUUGAGGGCCUAGGAACUUCCCUUUUCGAGCGACUGUCCUCUCAUGGAGUUGAGCCGUUCAUGCUGGACGUGCAGUACCGCAUGCAUCCAGCUAUUGCGGCAUUCCCCUCUGUUGCCAGCUACAAUGGCAAGCUGCGCUCUGGUGUAUCCGGUACCAAGAGGAAAGCUCCCCAAGGCAUUGCUUGGCCCAUGCCAGAAGCGCCUGUGACUUUCCUGCCGGUUGACGGCGCCGAAAAGUCGGAGGGAACCUCUUGGUUCAAUGAAACGGAAGUGGAGGCCGUCGAGGCUUUGCUGGGCAGCGCUCUCGCUUGGAACGAUAUUGCGCCAACAGAGAUCGGCGUCAUCACGCCCUAUGCGGCGCAGGCUCGGCUCAUCCGACGUCGCCUGGGCUGCCCUCCGCCCGGCAAAAGGGCUGCUGCAGGCGCAGUGGGUGUCGCCUUGGUAGAGGUGAGCAGCGUUGAUGGCUUUCAAGGCCGAGAAAAGGACCUCAUCAUCGUCUCGACUGUCAGGGCUAACACCAGUGGCAAGGUGGGCUUCCUGGGAGAUCCUCGUCGGCUGAACGUGACCAUCACCCGUUCCCGGCGCGGUUUGGUGGUGGUUGGCCACUUCGACACCUUGGCCGCGGAUGAACACACCUGGAGGCCUUGGCUGACGUGGGCUCAGGAGCGUGGCCUAGUUGCGGGCUCUGAAGCCAGCAACCCCACCGCUGUGGGAGCUCUCAAACAGUUAGAGCUGCUGACAGAAGAUCAACUUCUGAAAGCGCUGGAUGCGACGUACACGACAAAGAAGCAGUGCCCGGUGACGCCACACAAGCUGGAGUCCCCAUCCGGCCAGCUGAGGAUGCAGUUCAUCUUCUUGUACUACGAUCACAACCGCAAUGGCCAGUUGGAGGUUGAGGAGGUAGCCAAGAUGAUCGAGCACAUUCAGCAGCUGCGGGGCGAGAGCCAUGCAGAUGCUUUGGCAAAUGCCAAGGCUUUGGUUUCAUACUAUUCGGGAGUUUUUGGCUUUGCAGCCUUCUAUGAUGCAGCGCAGAACAGGCCCGACGAGUUGGCGUCGCUGUCCGCUUUGUCAGGUCGGGAGUGCCAACAUUGCAGCGAGCAACGGCAUGCGCACAGCUCAGUGGCGCAGCGCGUGGCAUCCAAGGCUUCUUUGACAUCAGAGCGCAUGUGGACGGCAUGCCCGCGCCAAGAAGAUGUCACCGUAUGCUCUGACAUGGGGCGAAUCUCUCCAUUUUCUGUUGGCUACGCCGGCGCUGAGAUUUCGGAUAAGCAGCCGGAAGGCCGCGCUGCCAACAUCCUGCUGCGCAGGGUGUGGCAGCAGGUCAAGGUCAACGCUGAUGCCGAGACCUGCUACCUAGGUCACGAAUCUCCUAUUUUGAUCUUCAGGGCUCGUACAGCCGACGGCCGUGAACAGUUGUUCACGACGGAGCCCUGGAAGCUGUAUUGUUUGCAGAGGGCCGCUGUGGCGCGUCGACGCCUUAAGCCGAUCAUCCAGCCGCGUUUCAUCCUGGAUGCUGCUGUGAUAGAGGACAUCCUCGACAGCGUCCACAUCCCGGAAAACUUAAAUGAAAUUCGCAUUGUCAGCCCCGAUGGGGCAGAAGAUCACUUUUCUUGGGAGAAGUUCGAAAGGCCCAAGACGGGUGACACUGUGGUCGAACUGCUACGCUUGGAGGAUUCGUUGGUAGAGGUCCGAUUUCCGUGCCGAGUCUACGGUGAUAUCCACGGGCAGCUACUGGACCUGCUGGAGUUUUUCAACGCCUUCUCCUGGCCGGACAAGCGCCGAGGAGACAUCUUCUCCAUGAACUAUGUCUUCUUGGGGGACUUCGUCGAUCGAGGUGCGUACUCGUGUGACGUCGUCGCUCUCCUCUUCUCGCUGAAGAUCCUGUAUCCACAGCGAAUUUUCCUCAUAAGAGGAAACCAUGAGGACCGCUUGAUGAACGUAAAUUAUGGGUUCCACGCGGAUUGCACCAGGAAGUUCGGUCGGGAUGGUGACGGAAUUUGGGAGCGAGUGAACGACGUUUUCGAGUUCCUGCCCAUUGCUGCUCUGGUGGAAGGCGCUAUACUCUGCAUCCACGGUGGGAUCGGGGACUCCAUCCUGUCCUUGGACGACUUGCGGGGGAUUCCCAAGCCCAUCCAGGUUGUUGGGGAGAUCAACGAAAGGACCACACGUCGGGAUCGCAUGGUGCUGGAUGCCUUAUGGUCGGAUCCAACGGACAACGACCAGGUCCUGGGUGUCCAGGUCUCUCCAAGGGGCAAGAACACUUGCCGCUUCGGGCCGGACCGUGUUCAGGACUUCAACCGCCGGAACUCCUUGAAGUUGAUCAUUCGUGCGCAUGAAUGUGUUCAGCAUGGCUACGAAUAUUUUGCUGCUGGCCAGCUGUUGACGGUUUUCUCAGCAACCAACUACUGCAACCAGCAUGACAAUGAUGGUGCCAUGGUGGUUCUUGUCAAGGAUGAUCGAACAGGAGAGGUGGUGGAGCAUGCGCAGGUCAUCAAAAGCGGCACCGCAGAUGCCUGA